This is a messenger RNA of Symbiodinium sp. CCMP2456, 1233 nucleotides long. NCBI's taxonomy places the organism in Eukaryota, Dinophyceae, Suessiales, Symbiodiniaceae. The record is from the annotation of a GenBank genome assembly.
AUGUGCAUGCGGAGUGGGGCGAAAGACAUCGGACUUUGUUCUCAGGAGCCUUCUGUUUGGUUUGUGAAGAACACUCAGCAGCUUGUCCCGUGCCCUUUGCAGUGCCAUCUGGCUCGCCAACACAGAGGUUGGAGUAGACUCGUACAGCUGCUCAUGGCAGUGUGUACAAGAAGGCUGUGCCCAAAUGCAACAUCUUCCGUUGAAAUUGUCCGGCAGCCGCCGCCCUUAGGUGCGGUGGUGGCGAUGGCCUUGCAAAAAGCAUGGCGCAGCGGUUCUGCUGGCUUCUUCGCCGGCACCGUGCAGGUGCUGGCUUUCAUGUGGCUGCGGACCGCCAUGAACUACCAGUACAAGUUCGGGGGAACGUUACCUGAUGUACUCCAGAAGCUGUACCGUGAGGGUGGAAUCGCCAGACUGUAUCAAGGUCUCUUGCCCUGGGCAAUAUUUCAAGCGCCCCUUUCUCGUUUUGGUGAUGUCGCCGCGAACGACAUGGUACUGGCACUGAUGGGCGCAUUGUUCCCUCAGGUGCCAGUUGGUGUAACGACCUUUGUGGGCUCCGUUUCGAGUGCUGCUUGGCGGGUCAUCAUCACGCCAGUGGAUACUUGCAAGACGAUGCUGCAGACAGAUGGAACAAAAGGCUGGAUCAUGCUGAAAGAAAAAAUGUCUAAAGGUGGACUGCUAAUUUUAUGGGCGGGUUGGGAGGGUAAUUACAUGGCGAACGUCAUUGGGAACUAUCCCUGGUUCGUGACCAGCAACGUUCUCCAGAAACGUGUACCAGUGCCUGCCGGAAACUUUAUGAAGCUGGUCAGGAGUGCGUUCAUUGGUGCAGUUGCGUCUUCCAUUAGCGAUGUUGUUGCCAAUUCUAUCCGCGUCAUAAAGACGAAGAAGCAAACCAGCGAAGAUGUCAACUGCGGAUAUAUAGCUGCAGCGCAACAGAUUAUUGCCUCGGACGGCAUCUGUGGCAUCUUCUUCCGUGGACUGAGCACGCGAGUGUUCACAAAUAUUUUGCAAAGCUCGCAGCAGUUUGGGACUAGUUCGGCUAUCCACGCGUGCGAGGUCUUGGAUCAUGUGCCGCUCCAGCCCCUGCAAAACCUGUGGAAAGACCACAUGGGUUGGCUGAGGACUCCACAUCGACGCCGCACUGCAACAUGUUCCGUUGGCGGACCGCUGCCCCGGUUGGGAAACUGGUCAGUGCAACGUCAAGGCACUGAGCUCCAAACUUCGUGCGAACAAUAG